Molecule: messenger RNA, 1531 nt
Organism: Hippocampus zosterae (dwarf seahorse)
Lineage: Eukaryota; Metazoa; Chordata; Actinopteri; Syngnathiformes; Syngnathidae
Product: glial cell line-derived neurotrophic factor-like
Exons: 2
Coding region: 258-962 (234 amino acids)
Biological process (GO): negative regulation of neuron apoptotic process; peripheral nervous system development; positive regulation of branching involved in ureteric bud morphogenesis
Molecular function (GO): glial cell-derived neurotrophic factor receptor binding; receptor tyrosine kinase binding; growth factor activity
Source: RefSeq, a predicted model, not a curated record
AGCACAUUUUUGACUGACCUGUGUAGUCUCCACCCACCCGGGAAUGGGUGGCCACACGUCACCAACACACCCCAUCACGCUUCUCCUUCAGUGUGGACUUGAACUCAGUCGGAAUGCAUGUCUAAAGGACCUCUGCAAAACAUUUUUUUUAAUUUUCCCUUUUUUUUAAGAGUUCCUUUGGGAAGCGCCUCUCUCUGCCGAAUGAGAGCAGCUAGUUCCGAGGCGCGCCAUGACCCGCUGCCGGACCCGAGCGGACCAUGACGCUAUGGCAUAGCCUGACCACUUGUUUGAUUGCGCUCGGAGUUGUGCACGCCGGCCCGGAGCCCCCGGGGUUGGUGCUCGUCGCAGAGGAGAGGCCCCUGGAGAGCCCGCCGCUCCGGUUUCGCCCGUCAUUCACCUCGCAGGGAAUCAGCGAGAGCCAGGAGGACGUGGACCACCAGACAGACGCUUACAUUAUGGAGGAGGCUAUCCCGGCCGACUUUGACGAGCUGGCGGAUUUGGUCAAGGUGACCGUGAGCAGAAUACGAGGAUCACCCAGCGAGUCCACCCCGACUCAGAGGAUCCCCCAGUCUAAUCAGAACCAUAGGAUCAGGUCCAGACGGGAGAGGAGGACCAGGUCGAGCCGGAAAAGGAUGCCGAAGGCACGGAAGGCAGGCGGCAAGCGAGCAAAGGGCUGCUCGCUCCAGCAGGUCCACCUCAAUGUGACCGACCUGGGCCUGGGCUACCAUUCGGGCGAGGAGAUGAUCUUCAGGUACUGCGCAGGACCCUGCAGGAAGUCGGAGACGAACUACGACAAGAUCCUGCGCCACCUGGGCCGCCACGGGAGGUUGCCGGCCAAGGACGCGCCCCCGCAGACCUGUUGCCGCCCGGUGGCAUUUGACGACAACCUGUCCUUUCUGGAUGAUAACCUGGUCUACCACACGCUCAGGAAGCACUCGGCCAGAAAAUGUGCUUGUGUCUGAUCAACUUUUUUCAUACAGCAUCAACCAUGUAUUUGAUUGACAAUCCACACCUUGUCCUUCAUGUAUGCCUCAGACACGAAAGAGGUUUCUAUACUCUCUCUGUGUCGACAGUAGAGCAUCUAUGGCACGGUCCAAUGGAAAAAAAAGUAUCUCCAAAUUUCCAUGUGUAGCUAUUUGAUGAUCCAGAAAAAUUAAGAUGGGACGGAUGGAACCCAUGCACAUGUCCACAUUUUGUGGAGGGCUGGGCUGAAGUUGGGGUUGAGUCCAAGGAAUAUAGGACAUUUUUUGGGGUGCUUUCGGGCAGGAGGCAGGGUACACCCCAACACCCCGAACUAGUUGCCACCCAACUGUAGGGCACAGAAAUAGACAAACCAUCAAUCAAACUCACAACUAUUCACAAUCACACCUCAGGACAAUUUAGACCUACAAUGCAUGUUUUGGAAAGUGGAAGGAAACCGGAGUACCCGGAGAAAACCCACUCAGUCAUGGGGAGGACAUGCAAACUCCACACAGAGAGGCUGGGGGUGGAUUCAAACCCACAAACUCAUGAAAAACCUACGUUUAAAAAA